Myxozyma melibiosi is the source of this 5613-nucleotide messenger RNA. Its product is annotated as chitin synthase ChsE. Gene Ontology annotation, cellular component: myosin complex; cell septum; cell periphery. Bases 70 to 5403 code for a protein of 1777 amino acids. The transcript is spliced from 4 exons. Gene Ontology annotation, molecular function: cytoskeletal motor activity; chitin synthase activity; ATP binding. Lineage: Eukaryota; Fungi; Ascomycota; Lipomycetes; Lipomycetales; Lipomycetaceae. The record is from RefSeq and is a predicted model, not a curated record.
CUUCUCUUCACCACCUCCUCCCUCUUCACCACCUCACCACUCCCUCCCUCCUCCCCUCCUCAUCUCGCCAUGCCGCCCGUAGCUGACGUCUCCCAGCUCUCGGCAGCGGCCCUCUCCGACCACUCCAUCACCGCCCAUCUCGGCGCGCGCUUCCAUGCCGGCCACCCCGUCUCCUUCAUCUCCUCAAACUCCCUCAUCGCCAUAAACACCUUCUCCUCCUCCGACCCCCGCGAUGUCUCCGAUCUCGCCUCCCGCGUCUACGACCGUCUCCUCCGCAGAUCUGAAAACCAGCUCAUCCUCUUCCUCGGCGAGUCCGGCUCCGGAAAAUCUGAACUCCGCAACCAUCUCUGCGCCCGUCUGCACACCCUCGCUCUAGACUCACUUGCCGCCCGCAUCUCCUCCGCUCUCUUUGUCUUCUCCGCCUUCACCACAACAAAAACGCAAACCACUCCCGUCGCGUCAAAAUCAGGCCUUUUGCUCGAGUAUCAGUACGACCCCGAGGCCGUCCUCAUCGGCGCAAAACUCAUCACAUACCGUCUCGAUCGCGACCGCGUCGGCAGAGUGCCCACCGGCGAGCGCAACUUUCACAUCCUCUACUAUCUCCUUGCCGGCACAACCGCUCCCGAACAGGAGCAUCUCGCCCUCGACCCCGAAGAACGCUACCGCUACCUCGGCCAUCCCACUCAAUUGAAGACCGCUAUCAACGACAAGGAAGGUUUUGCCCACUUCAAGUCGGCCCUCAGACUUCUCGACUUUGACAGACACGAAAUCGCAGAGCUAUGCCAGAUCCUAGCCGCCAUCCUCCACAUCGGUCAGCUCGAGUUUGUUACCGCCCAUGCCGACGUCGAUGCGGACGAAAAUCACGCGACCAUAAAAAACAAAUGGCAGCUUGAUAUCAUUGCCGCUUUCCUCGGUGUCCGUCCCGACGAUCUAGAGGCUUCACUUGUCUACAAGACCCAGGCAUUCAAGCGCGAGCGCGUCACUCUUGUCCUCGACCACAACGCAGCCCGGGCCCAUGCCGAUGAUCUCGCUCGCACCAUCUACGCAAUGACCGAGCAGUGGCUCAUAGAAAUGAUCAACGACCGCGUCGCCCAGGAUGAGUCUCUGAUCGCAAACACAAUCUCCGUCGUCGACUUCCCUGGCUUUGUUCCCCAAGAGUUUGGCUCCGCUCGUGUCUCCGGUCCCGAGGCUCUCAAUCAGCUUCUCUACAACACCGCAAACGAGUCCCUCUACAAUUACAUGGUCUUUGCCUUUUUCCACCGCAUGACUGAGAAGUUUGAGGCCGAGGAACUCGACAUUCCAGGCAUUGAGUACUUUGACAACACCAGUACCGUCGCUCUGCUCACUAAACCCCAUGUCGGUAUCCUACCCUUGCUGGACGACAAUACCCGGCGCGGAAAGCCUACUGCGGCAGUGACUGAAUCCAUGCGCAAGCGUUUCGCAACCAACCCCUCGCUCAGCAUCUCGCCUCAGGGCAAUUCCUUUGUGGUCCGUCACUACGCCGGCGAGGUCAACUACUCGCUCGAAAGCAUCCUUGAAGCCAACCAAGACGAGAUCUCGGGCGAUAUGAUGAACCUCUUCUCAAGCACGUCUUCGGUCUUUUUCCGUGGUCUUUGCCGCACAAAGGCGGUUGUCGCCAUCAAGCACCCGCGUGAGCGCGACACCAUCAUGCAAGGCCAGCUCUCGUCAAAGCCUCUUCGUCAACCGUCUGUCUUGCGCAAAACGCAGACAGAGACGACAGCUCCCAACCAGCCGCAUGCGGAUAGAGAACAAAAGGCUUAUACUGCCAGCGGACAGUUCAAUAACGCCCUCGAUGUCAUGCGACGCUCGUUUGCAACCGUCAAUCCCUACUUUAUCCACUGUAUCAAGCCCAACGACCGUCACGUUACCGGGCAAUUCGAUGUCAAAUGUGUCCGCCAGCAAGUGCAUGCUCUUGGUAUUUCUGACAUUGCGCGACGAGUGCAAGUCACCGAUGUUUCGCUGUUCAUGUCGUUCACCGAAGUCCUCGGACUUUCAGGCUUUGAUGAUGACUCGAAUAUGCUGGCCUCUGACGAAGAAAAGGUCCGGCAGGUGAUGAUGGAGCAUUCUUGGGGUGAUAGAGAUGUCAAGAUCGGAACCACGGGUGUCUUUCUUUCUGAGGUUGCUUGGAGAGAGCUCGUUGACCCUAAUAGUACUUACCAGUACAACAACGGUCUUGCUGGCAAUCCCAACGCACCGACCCGCGGAAACCCAUUUUCUGACUCCACCGAUAAGCUCGGUACUGGAGCCGGCGCCUAUAUAUACUCGGAUCCAGACAAAUCCCGAUCAACAGAUGCGCUUACAGUCGGUACUGGCGUAGGUGCCGGCGGGCAAGGUGAUAUGUUUAAAAAUUUCGAAACUCGCGAGGAGCUUGCCGAGCGUGGAAAAGCCAAUCAUGAGGAAGAGAUUGAAACGAUCAAGACCACUCGUGCUAGACGGCGUUGGAUGGGUCUGGUCAUGUUCCUAACUUGGUGGUUACCCGAUGGAGUCAUUCGCGUGGUUGGCAGAAUGUCUCGAAAGGAUAUCCGAGUCGCCUGGAGAGAAAAAUUGGCUAUUAAUAUGUUGAUUUGGAUUGCCUGUCUUUUGGCUGUCUUCUUUAUUGUUGGAUUUCCCGCCGCUCUGUGUCCCACACAGCAUGUCUUCAGUGAGACCGAGCUUACGGCGUACAACUACGAUGACGAGCCCAGCAAGACAUAUGUUGCAAUUCGCGGCGAAGUUUUUGACCUCUCGAAAUUUGGGCCUGGCCAUUAUCCCCUCAUUGUCUCAAAGUCGGAUGUGUAUGAUUAUGGCGGAUCAGAUGCUACUACGCUGUUCCCCGUCCAGGUAUCUGCUCUUUGCCAAGGAACUUCAGGAUCAAUCGAUCCUGCAGUCACUCUGGACUAUACUGGAAGCAACAGCACCGAUGAGAAUGCGGUCUAUCACGAUUUCCGAUACUAUACCGACGACUACCGACCCGAUUGGUACUUUGAAAUGAUGCAGAAUUUCCGGAAAAACUACAAGAAGGGCGACAUUGGUAUCACGAAAAAGAAAAUGAAAACAUACGUCAAUGAUGACAGUCGUGUGCUUGCCAGUAUCCAUGGGAACAUUUACGAGUUUACCGAUUAUCUCGCUGGUGGUCGUCAAGUCUUGGAGCCCGAUGGAGCGGAGUCGUCUGACGAUGUGGACACCGACUUUAUGGAUUCGUCGGUUGUGAACCUCUUUGAGUCGUACGCUGGCAGUGAUAUCACAAAGAAGUGGUUAGAAUUGGAUCUGGAUUCUGAUAUGCGCCAGCGCAUGGAAGUCUGUCUGCGUAAUCUUUUCUACGUCGGAAAGGUUGAUACUCGAAACUCUGUGAAAUGCCGAUUUUCCGAGUAUUUCUUGCUUGUGAUCUCCUUGUUUAUGGUUGCAAUUAUCUUGGUCAAGUUUGUUUCUGCACUUCAGUUCAGUCGCAAGAAGACUCCCGAAGAUCUAGACAACUUCAUCAUCUGUCAGGUGCCUGCCUAUACCGAAGACGAGACCUCUCUGCGUCGUGCGAUCGAUUCGCUUGCUACGAUGCAGUACGACGAUAAGCGCAAGCUGCUUUUUAUUAUUUGCGACGGUAUGAUUGUCGGUGCGGGUAACGAUCGACCGACUCCGCGUAUCGUGCUUGAUAUCUUGGGUGUCUCGCCAGACAUUGAUCCGGAGCCGCUUUCAUUUGAAUCUCUUGGUGAAGGACUGAAGCAGCACAAUAUGGGUAAGAUUUACUCGGGAUUAUACGAAGUCCAGGGUCAUAUCGUUCCUUUUGUUGUUGUGGUCAAGGUCGGAAAGCCGUCGGAGAUCAGUCGUCCUGGAAACAGAGGAAAGCGAGAUUCGCAGAUGCUGCUGAUGAGAUUCCUGAAUCGAGUUCAUUAUAACUCGCCAAUGAAUCCGCUGGAGCUUGAACUUUAUCACCAGAUUAGAAACGUGAUUGGUGUCAGUCCGACUUAUUAUGAAUAUAUCUUGCAAGUCGAUGCAGAUACGGCUGUUAAUCCUGAUUCGGCCACGCGAAUGGUUUCUGGAUUCCUGGCAAACACAAAGGUUAUUGGAUUAUGUGGAGAGACUGCGCUGGCGAAUUCCAAGCAGUCAAUCAUCACAAUGAUUCAGGUCUACGAGUACUAUAUCUCUCACAACCUCGCCAAAGCUUUCGAGAGUUUGUUUGGUAGUGUCACCUGUCUUCCUGGUUGUUUCUCGAUGUUCCGAAUCCGGACCGCAGAGUCUGGAAAGCCUCUGUUUGUGAGCAACGCGGUUGUCGAGGGAUAUGCCGAGAUUCGGGUUGAUACGCUGCAUAUGAAGAACUUGCUUCAUCUCGGUGAGGAUCGAUACCUGUCAACGCUGCUUCUGCGACAUCACCCGACAUACAAGACAAAGUUCUUGAGUCACGCGGGCUGUAAGACAGUGGCGCCCGACAGCUGGCGAGUUUUGGUUUCUCAGCGACGCCGAUGGAUUAACUCGACGGUGCACAACUUGGUCGAGUUGGCGCCGAUGUCGCAGCUGUGUGGAUUCUGCUGUUUCAGUAUGCGAUUUAUUGUUAUUCUCGAUUUGUUUAGUACGCUGAUUCAGCCGGUUACGGUUGGAUACCUUGUGUAUUUGAUUUACAAGUUGGCGACGGACAAAUCUGCGAUUGCCUGGACGUCGAUUCUGAUGCUGGUUGCGGUGUACGGAUUGCAGGCGCUGAUCUUUUUGCUUCGUCGGAAGUGGGAUAUGAUUGGCUGGAUGAUUUUCUACUUGGCUGCGAUUCCGGUGUUUAGUUUGGCGCUACCAAUCUACUCGUUCUGGCACAUGGAUGAUUUCUCGUGGGGAAACACGCGAGUUGUGCUGGGCGAGAAGGGACAGCAGAUCUUGAUUUCGGACGAGGGUAAAUUCGAUCCAAACUCGAUCCCGCGCAAACGAUGGGAAGAUUUCCAGGCCGAACUGUGGGAUCAGUAUGAGCGACAGACAAUGGCAGGAGACGUGAAGAGCGAGGUGACUUCAUUCCGAGGCGGGCCUGCGUCGUACUACAACCCCACGCCGAGCGAAUAUAAUCUAGAUAACCGGUCGAUGGCGCGGUCGGUCUCGCCAGCUAGCCGGAUGUCGCGACAGGUGAGCGCGAUUCCGCCAGAGUAUGUACCAGGCUCGCCGCGGCCGCAGUCGAAUCGUGGAUCGGUGUAUUUCGCACAGCCGAGCAUGCCGAUGCCGGGCGGCGAGGUCGAGAUGGGAGUUAUCGAUCUGCCGAGCGACGAUAUGCUGUUGACUGAGAUCCGGGAGAUUAUCCGCACGUCAGACUUGAUGACAAUCACAAAGAAGGGCAUCAGACUUGAGCUGGAAAGGCGGUUUGGUGGAGUGUCGCUCUUGUCAAAGAGAGAUUAUAUCAACUCUGCGACGGAUGCGAUUUUGGUGGGUGAGCUAUAAAUAUAGAUGGGAAUUUAUGAACAGAUACCAUGUUGCGGAGUUUAAUUCCAUAUUGUUGUCAUUUAUAUACAUUUAUCAUUUUUUUUGGUUAUGAUUUGGCAUGUUAUGAAAGUAAAUAGUAUUCUGUGAAUAUAAUCGAACGAAUAUGAUCUCAGCUGCAGAGUAGAAUUCAGAGAUUAUUGAAGAGGACGCCGCACGUCGUCAUUUAGG